CUUCCAGCAAGGAUAUUACGUCUGCAUGUGUCAGAGGGAGUCAGGGCGAGUCUUGACUGCAGGCGUCGUCAUUGCAACCAGGAUGCGCAUCAGUGAGACUAGAAGCCUUCACCUUUUUCCUACAGAUUUAUCACAAUCAAGCGCCUGGAAAUAAAAGGGAGAGCAACAAAGAAACAGCAGCUGUGCACAAACGUGACAGGCCAGUUUUAAUCUCUGCUCUUCGAGCUUUUUCCGCUAAAACCCAUCGUUUGCCCGGACGCCAGCCCACCAUGUCUGGGAAGGAGCGCAGCCCCCGCCACCGGCCGUGGUCGGUCUACCGGGCCAACACCUUUGAUCUCUCAGCGGAGAUGAUGGGGCUAGCGCUCUCAGGCAGCAGUCAAGAUCCAGAUGAACCAGUUCUGGAGUUCAGUGUGGCCUGCAGUGAGCUGGUCACGCCCUCUCUGGACCGCAAGCCGACCAGCUUCGUGGCCGUCAGCUGCACCACACCGCCGCAGGCCUUUUGGACGAAGCACGCCCAGACUGAAAUCAUAGAGGGCACCAGUAAUCCUAUCUACCUGAGCAGCAUAGCGUUCUUUCUGGACUCGCUCAUCACCCAGCAGACUCAGGUCAAACUCUCCGUCUAUGAUGUAAAGGACCGAUCACAGGGCACGAUGUACAUGCUUGGGUCAUCCAUGUUUUCUGUAAAGGAGCUGCUGCAGGACAAACACCACAGACUGCACUUGACUCUAAGAUCAGCAGAGAAUGAACGUGUGGGCAACAUCACAGUCAUCGCCUGGCAAAUAGAGGAGAAGCGUGAACAGAGAGCACCAGUUGCAAGAUUGCAGCGGGGGGAUACAGUCAAUGGAAGGAUGGUUCUCCCAGUCGAUGAAAGCCUAACCGGAUCCAAGGCUAUAAAAUCCAAGUGUUCGUCUUUAUGUAAAGAUCCGAUGCUGAAGGCAGUUUUUGGAGGCGUGAUGUCUCGGACGUAUCGUUUCCCAACCACGGAUGGAAACCACCUUCGCGUCCUGGAGCAGAUGGCUGAAAGUGUCCUCUCCUUGCAUAUUCCACGCCAGUUCGUCAAACUGCUCCUGGAGGAGGACGCUGUGAGGGUGUGUGAGCUGGAGGAGCUGGGCGAGCUCGCUCCAUGUCGGGAGAACCUCAGGAGGCAGAUCAUCACUCAGUACCAGACUAUCAUCCUCACGUACCAGGAGACCAUAAGUGACCUGCAUGAAUACAAAGGACCUUCGUUUAAGCCCAGCACCUUAAAAGCUGAGAGGAAGUUGGAAUUCAUUCCCACCAACCUGCACAUCCAGAGGAUGAGAGUACAAGGAGAGACGAGUUACGACUGGACGUAUGACGUCGUGACCAUAGGGGCUCCUGCAGCACAUCAUCAGGGCUUUAAAGGCUGCGGCCUCAGAAAACUGCUGCACAAGCUUGAAGAAGCCAGGAAACACACUUAUGAGGAAGAAAGCUCUGCUGGCUUCGGCUCAAAAGGAAUGACCUACCAGCCUCAGGAUGUCGUUAAAGCGAAGGAGCUGAUUGCUCAGAUUAACACUCUGAAGACGCAGGUGUGUUACUACACCGAACGUUUGUCCAGAGCCGCCAAGGAACGCUCAGCCAACGCUCUAGAGAGAACUCUGGCAAUCCUAAUGGAGAAGACCCGUCAGUUGGUGACAGUGUGCGACUCCAAGCUGCUGUCAUCAGCCAUCGUUGCCCUUGCUGCUGCCCGCCCACAGUUUUCGCAGCAAAGCACCCCAUCCCCUUCCUCCUCUUCCCUCUCACCUUCUUCUCGCUCUCCAUCCCGUUCCCCCUCUCGCCAUCCCACCUCACCUUCCCGCUCAGCCACUUCUCCGUCGAGACAUGCAGCUCCUCCAGAGGGCAGCGAAGGGAGCAAAAGCAAGCGUGCCUCGACGCACUCUGACUAUCAUGAGGAAGAGUGGGAAAAGGUUUGGUUAAAUGUCAAUAAAAGCCUAGAGUGUGUGAUCCAGACGGUGGACCGGCUGCUGCAGAGAGACAAACUCCAGAGCGACAGCAGCUCUGAGGACGUCUUUCUGCUCGUCAACGAAGUGCCGAGUAGCACUAAGAAAGAAAGCAGUCCAGAAGUUGAGAAGAAGUCUCCAGGCGAAUGGAACGAAGUGCUGUAUCCCCUCCUCACCACCCUGACAGAAUGUGUGUCUCUGAUGAGCGACAAAGCAAAGAAAGCCUUGGUGUUUCUGCUGAUGCAGGACAGCGCCCCCACUAUCGCCAUGAGUCUCACUAUGCAGUAUCGUCGCGACGUUGUUUUCUGCCAGACGCUGACGGCGCUGAUCUGCGGCUUCGUUCUCAAGCUGAGGAACUGUCUCUGCGACUCGGGCUUCCUGCGGCAGCUACACACCAUCGGCCUAUUGGUUCAGUAUGAGAGUCUGCUCAGCACCUACGGGGAGGAGUUGGCCAUGCUGGAGGACAUGAGUGUUGGUGUGAUGGACCUGAGGAAUGUCACCUUUAAGGUUACCCAGGCAACCUCUGGUUUCAGCCCUGACAUGCUGCCAGUGAUCACAGGGAACAGGACUGGAUUUAACGUCAGGGUUCCCAUGCCCGGCGUGAUGUUCGACACGUUGCCCAGAGAGAUCCAGAACGGGAUGCUGCUUCGGGUGCAGCCCAUCCUGUUCAAUGUGGGGAUCAACGAGCAGCAGACAUUGGCGGAGAAAUUUGGAGACACGUCGCUCCAAGAUGUCAUCAAUAUGGAGAACAUGACUCGCCUCAGUUCAUAUUAUGACCAGUUCAAAGAAGUCCUUCCAGAAGACUGUCUCCCUCGGACCCGCAGCACCACUACUCUGCCUGACAUCCUCAAGCUGCUGAGUCAGAAUGUGAACGCCAAAAAAAGCAAGAACGUAGAAAUCCUGUGGCAGGCAGCCGAGGCAUGUCGGCGCCUGAACGGUGUCCGCUUCACCAGCUGUAAAAGCGCCAAGGACCGCACAGCCAUGUCGCUGACCCUGGAGCAAUGUCAGAUCCUGCAGCAAGAGCACGCCAUGGCGCCGCAGGUCUUCUACCAAGCCUUGGAUUGCAUGCGUAGUGAGGGCUGCAGGAGGGAGAACACCAUGAAGAAUGUGGGAUGUCGAAAAUAUGCCUUUAACUCUCUUCAGCUCAAGGCCUUCCCCAAACAGUACCGCCCCCCAGAAGGGACGUACGGGAAAGUUGAGACCUAAAUGGACUGAUAUAUGAUGGAAUCAAAAAAAAACUGAUAUUAGAGACUGAAAAAAUUAUACAUAUAUAUGUUUUAAAAAAAAACAACAAUAUCAAACAGAAUUGACACAGCAGCUCGUGGUUUUGUGUUUAUUUCGUGUUAGGAUAAUCAGUGUCCAAGUGCCGGUUCUGUUGCAUUGUUUUCAAAAUGUUUCCUGCCCCCAUCUUAGCUUUGCUUCUAGAAUCACAAUUCACAGCUAACAUGAGGAUUUCUGUGUCACAUUGUAGGCUGUGUCAUGGCUGCACCAGCUGUAGCAUCUGGAGGUUUGCAGCCGUGCUGGAUCAAUAAUAUUAUAAUUUCUGUCUGAAAAAUCACAUAAAAUGUGUUUAUAUGAGAGACAGACUACAACACAGGAAAAAACUACAAACCACUUCACGGAUUUCUUCUGUGUUUUUAUUAUUAUUAUUAUUAUUAUUAUUAUUAUUAUUAUUAUUAUUAUUAUUAUUAUUAUUUCUGUGUCUCAUUUAAAUGUUUCAGAAAAAAAAUCCUAAAUAACAUGGCUCUUUGUGGUCUAGUCCAAGUCCAGACUUAAAUCAGACUGCCGUGAGACCUCAAACAGGUCCUGAAAUGUGUCAGAAUUACAACAGUUCUGCAAAAAAGAUCAGGCCAAUUUUUUUCCCCUAAGAAAUGUAACUUAGUACUUAAUGGAAAUGUUAUAGAGGUCAUUGCUACCAAGGAUGGCACAUGCAGAUAUUAUGCUUAUUAGGUUUACAAAGGUUUUUUGUAGUAAUUGACUUUUUUUCCUUAAUUGAUUAGUAAUAUAAAAUAACUUUUAAAAAACUGUAGUUUUUAAUUUGUCUGAUAUUAAAAUCUGUUUGAUAAUCUGCAACAGUUAAUUUUGAUAAUAAUAAAAACAGAAUAAAUCUGUUAGGGGUAAAUACUUUUGCACUGUAUGGCACCCGUUUGUCCUUGUCAACACUGUUAUUAUUGGAUGUCAUCUAAAUAGCUGGUAUAACAACACACAAACUUUGUUUUAUUUUUUACUUUCAACAAGCAUUAACAAAAGCCUUAUUAUAUUGGUUAUUUAACUGUGUCGUAGAGCCUGCUGACUUGAUUCUCCAUAAGUAAAAACUUCUGUUACUGAGCACAGCUGAGUUGUUUUAGGGAGGAACUCCAAAACUGCAUAAAGUUAAUAGAGACAUUUUUUGAUAAUUAUCUUUAGAAGCUUCAAAAAUAAGCUCAACUAAAGAACUCAAGGCAAGCGUUUGGACAUCCUGAAGGGUCAUCCUAAUUUAUCUUCUCUAUGCAAGCAAGCAAGUCUUAAUAUUUGCUUAAACUGUGUAAACCUUUCAUCACUACUAUUUGAAAGUGUUUUCUACAUUUAGGCAUGCCUUAGGUUUUAGAGUUGCAGCAUGAAAACCUUCUCUGGCUCUAUUUAGUUGUUGAAUUGUGGAUUUAGACUUGUGCUUUGUUGGAACCGUCUUGUUUUCAUCUUUAUGUGGAAGCUAUAACACUUCCUUUAUUAGCGAAUAACUGCCCAGCCAAUCGCACAAAAGCAAUUGAAUUUAUUUGAACAUUUAGAUGUGGUCAAAAUAACUUGCUGAGCAUCAGAAUGGUUCCAAUCCAGAAGGGAUUUCUAUAUUGGAAACUGGAAAAUUGCCAAGCCGCUUGAGGCCUUUUGUAGCUUUCUUUUCUUUUUCUUUUUUUGUAUGAGAGGGGAAAAAUAAAGUUAUAAAGAGUUGACGUAUUUGUUAAGAUUCGUAAUUGGAAUCACCUCCCAUCCAAACAGUAUGGGAGGUAUAUAUUUUGGUAUAUUGCUGUAUAUCGGUCAGUACUUGAAAUAUGUUGAAAAUUGAAGUUGUUUUAUCCAGAAGGCCCAGUCUAAAUUAACUAAGGCAAUUCUUCCAUUUAGAUAUCUUCAUGCAGGCAUUUUUUUUUUUUUAUUUUAGUCAAAUUUUAGCUUUUUUUAGACAAAUAGCGACACCUUUACAGUAAAAUUUUGCUUCAGAAGUGAGUUUUUCUUAUUAUGUUGCUAUAUGAGCCAAAUCUUUGACAUCUUAGAAAUGUGAUAUGCUGUUUGGUUUGAUUUUAAAUUUUAAUUCCCAUUAUUUCUGUUGUUUGGCUCUUUAACUUUGUGCUUUUGGAGUUCGUCUUCUACUUGGUUACAGCUGGCAAGAUUUUGACUGGUGGUGCACUUACUGUAUAUCAUGUACAAACUACAGUGUUGAUCCACUUCUUAAUACUUAAUAAGUCUAGGACCAGCAGUACAGGUGCAGAAAAGAUGGAAAUUAGAAAAUAAACAUUCUGUUUUUAAUAAUUUUGUGCUAUUUGCUCACAGUCAACAGAAAUCAAAAGUCACACCAGCAAAACUUGACUAAUAGACUGGGUUCAUGGCAGAUGUGUGUAGUAAAAUUUUUCCAAACACUGAGUCAGAUCAGAUAAGACACUGUCAUUUAGAGAUGCUGACAUGUUUCACUGCGUUUAGUUUAUAUCCAUCAUAAGCAGCAAUGCAGAUGAUCUGCUUCGGUACCAACUCAGAAACCUUCCUCUGGACCUUGCAGGAUGACAGCUGUUGAAGAAUUUAUUAGCUUUAUGUCAGUUCUCAUUUCUCUAAUACAACUUUUCAUCACUUUUGACAAUAAGCGCACAAAUGUUCUGGGGUCCUUUUAUACACUUUCUUUCACAAAACUGUUAAUUUUACAAGUUACAGCUUCUCAAUUAUAAGUUAACGAAUGCUAAGCUUUUGGAUUCUACUUGCAUGAAGAUUAAGUAAACUUCAGCUAUAAUGUGCUGCCUUUCAGAUUUCCCAUAAAUCUGGAAAGCCUGAGUUACAACAAAUACCAGUAACAGUUUCAUUUAUCAGCUCUGGUCUUCAGAAUAUUGUAUGUUUUUCUGAGUAAUGGAUCAUAUUUUUAGCUAUUUUUUCUCCUUUAAGAGUAUGUUCACCUGUUACUGAUAGAAUAUGACUUUAUUUUAGUAGUACAUGCCCACAACAAUGGCACAGUGCUCUACCCACUGAGAAUGGAUUAAAACUGAAUAAUGAAUAAAGGACUGUUGAAACCA
This is a messenger RNA of Gambusia affinis (western mosquitofish), 6205 nucleotides long. It is a transcript of the gene inpp4aa, whose product is annotated as inositol polyphosphate-4-phosphatase type I Aa. The record is from RefSeq and is a predicted model, not a curated record. Gene Ontology annotation, molecular function: phosphatidylinositol-3,4-bisphosphate 4-phosphatase activity. NCBI's taxonomy places the organism in Eukaryota, Metazoa, Chordata, Actinopteri, Cyprinodontiformes, Poeciliidae. Gene Ontology annotation, cellular component: cytoplasm. Bases 270 to 3164 code for a protein of 964 amino acids. The transcript is spliced from 24 exons.